Molecule: messenger RNA, 905 nt
Organism: Paramecium pentaurelia
Lineage: Eukaryota; Ciliophora; Oligohymenophorea; Peniculida; Parameciidae
Source: the annotation of a GenBank genome assembly
UAAUGCACAAAAUUCACUAUUCUCAUCAAUAAUCUCCUUCUAAUACUCCAGGUUAGAGUUCAUCCCCAUCAUAGAAGACUUAAUUAGUACUCAAAUAAACAAAUAGAACUAUAACUUCAUAAGCAGAGAAUACAGUUUGUUAUAAAAAGAAAAGCAAAACAACUAUGAAUGCAGAAGUUGAAUUGAAAAAACAAAUAUAAGUGUAGAAUUAACAAUACAAGGAAUUAGCUUUAAAAUAUGAAUUAUCAAUUUAGGAAAUUUAAAAGUACUAAAUGAUGAUUGAACGCAACAAUUAAAAGCGAAAUCAUGAGAAAUAGCAAUUUCUAUCUGAAAUAUCUAUGUUAAAGAAAUAAUUAGAAUAACGUAGUAAAUCUCAAAUAGAUUUGCAUGAGAAUGGAAGUAAAUAAACUGUAAUAAUUGUUAUAGUUCUUGGACAUUUAGUUAAUGAAGUAAAUUAAAAGGCUAUUUUAAUGGAAUUAUCUGAAUAUAAGGAUAAAUGUAAACAAUUAGUAAACGAAUUAGAAACAAAGAAUCUUCAGUUAGAUUAGUAAAUUAUAUUAUUAAAUUUAAGUGUUACAAAGAAACUAAUAAAUACUCCUUCUUGUUAAGAAUUGCUUAAUUAAGUGCAAGAACUUACAAAAAAGUUGAAUGAACAAGAAAGCAAAUUGUUAUAAUAUGAAAUGCAAAUAGAAAAAUAGUAGUAUUAUAUUAUUUAAAAUUAGAACAAAUAAUAAAUCUAAAUUUUUAUUUAGGGGAGCAGAAUAUUUCAAUAAAAAGAUUUUAGAUGCUGAUAUAUUUAGUUCUUCAAGUAAUAUAUAAUCGACAGUAAACUAUAUUUUAAAAUUUAGAUGUCAAAUCAGAACGAAAACUCAUCCUAGGGAUUGUCAAGUUAUAUAAAGUUAUGA